Camellia sinensis is the source of this 1302-nucleotide messenger RNA. RefSeq names its product NEP1-interacting protein-like 1. NCBI's taxonomy places the organism in Eukaryota, Viridiplantae, Streptophyta, Magnoliopsida, Ericales, Theaceae. The record is from RefSeq and is a predicted model, not a curated record.
GUUUUCCUCAAUCACAGAGAGAGAGAGAGAAAAAACAAAGCACUGUUCAUGAAAGAAAAAAAAAGCAGAGCUAUAAAUGCGAGUCGGUUUAUGUGGUUUCUUUUCACCUUCUCUUAACGACUAAGCAUACACACAACAAAGUCUCGCUAACCUCUCCUUCUACCCCUUCUUCCUUUUUUUCUUAUAUAUAUAUAUAUAUAAUCGUGUGUGUGUGUGUGUGUGUGUGUGUGUGGGGUAUGUGAAUAUUCACAUAUACACGCAUAAAUCUUCCUUGGUUUGCUUGAACUAGGCUCAUCUUUGAAUCAAACCCACGACCCAUUUGUUUGAUUUGUAAUCGAUGGAGGUUUAUGGAUACCCAUCUCAUUCUCUGCCUUCCUUGUCCUCUGCAUCUCCUUCAUUUUCGUUUGGGAAUUUGGUCGAAAAGGUUAGAGACUUCUUCGGAUUUGCGGUUUCUGCAAUUAUUGGGAAUAUAUUCUCUGCCAUCUUCACCUUCUUCUUCGCAUUAGUGGGUACUUUAUUAGGAGCCAUGACUGGAGCUUUGAUAGGCCAAGAGACCGAGAGCGGGUUCGUACGCGGCGCUGCUGUUGGAGCCAUCUCUGGAGCUGUUUUCUCCAUUGAGGUUUUUGAAUCUUCACUUCUUCUCUGGCAAUCAGAUGAAUCUGGAAUUGGCUGUCUGCUUUAUCUGAUUGAUGUACUUGCAAGCCUUCUAAGCGGUAGACUUGUCCGAGAGCGAAUUGGCCCGGCCAUGCUAAGUGCAGUGCAAAGCCAGAUGGGUGCUGUUGAACCGAGCUUCGAUGACAUCCCCAAUUUCUUUGAUAUUGGGGGGUCUAAGGGUUUGCCCGGAGAUUCAGUUGAAAAGAUCCCAAAGAUCAAAAUCACUAGCAAUAACAAUGUCGAUACCUCUGGGGAGAAAGUUUCAUGUUCAGUAUGCCUUCAGGACUUUCAGGUUGGAGAGACUGUUAGAAGUUUGCCUCAUUGUCAUCACAUGUUUCACCUACCUUGCAUUGAUAAAUGGCUGGUGAGACAUGGUUCUUGCCCAUUAUGCAGAAGAGAUCUUUAGGUUAUUAUUUUAAUGUAAAUUAUGGAACAAGAAGAGUUCUUUUAUUAUUCCUUGUUAGUCCUAGGAUUACUCUGUUUUGUUCUUAAAAAAAAAAAAACACUUGGGUAUACCUUUUUUUCCUGACAACCUUGUGUAAUUAGUUUGAGUGCGUGACAUAACAUGAGCUGGGUCAUUGUAUUUUAUCAUCAGUCUGUAUAAAACUUUCCAAGUUUUGGAUGAAUUUUAUUGCCCCUCUUUAAUUA